Molecule: messenger RNA, 219 nt
Organism: Sclerotinia sclerotiorum 1980 UF-70
Lineage: Eukaryota; Fungi; Ascomycota; Leotiomycetes; Helotiales; Sclerotiniaceae
Exons: 2
Coding region: 1-219 (72 amino acids)
Source: RefSeq, a predicted model, not a curated record
AUGCUGCUCCAACAGGACGCCAUUAUAAACGAAUACCGCAUCAUUAAAAUUGGUAUCCGUAAUAAAGCAUUUGUACAACCUCAAACCUCUAGGAAUCAAGUAUGGAAUGUGAUAUCAGUAAAGGAAAAAGCAUCGAUGCAACAUGCGCACAAUCUUCGUCCAGAUGAGCAACUCAGGGGGAAGGAGCGAAUUGCCUCACUUGGUCACCCAACGAAGUGA